Molecule: messenger RNA, 1053 nt
Organism: Rodentolepis nana
Lineage: Eukaryota; Metazoa; Platyhelminthes; Cestoda; Cyclophyllidea; Hymenolepididae
Source: the annotation of a GenBank genome assembly
AUGCACUCCUCUAAAAGCACAAGUGAUCAAAUAAGCAACAAACAUUCCCCUAUUUAUGAUAUCAAGGCUAUAGUAAUCGAUACAGGAUCAAGUGGUUGUCGUGUUGGUUUUGCCAAUGAAGACACACCAAAAUUUGUUACAAAUUUCGAGGAGGAAAGUUCUCCCAUUCACUAUGGUCACAUAGUUGAUAAUGAUAAACUUGUCAAGGAAUGGAUGAAAGCUUUGAAUCACUUGGAAUUAGUCUACUCCGAAUACCCUUUUCUGAUAACUACACCUACGGCUAUUUCGAGAAAAGAACUAGAAGGUCUCGUUCAGAAUGCUUUUGAAGUAUUCAAGGUUCCAGCUAUGCUGCCUUUCGAUCAGUCAAUAUUAUCCUUAUAUUCAGCAGGGAAAGUAAGCGGUUUAGUAUUGGACUGUGGCCAUGAACAAACUUCAAGUGUUCCUAUAGUGGAAGGUAAAAUUUAUCACCCCGGAGUUGUUACGUCGCAAUUAGGUGGAGUGGAUGUCACCAAAUACCUCGGAGAAUUGCUCGGACGACAGAGUUUCCUGGGUGACAUAAAGGAGACGGCUUGUCGAAUUCAUAUCAAUCCCAAUAAUCGGAAUAACUUGCAGAAAAUCGAACUUACUCUUUCAAACGGAGAAGUGAUUUUAUUGGGAAAGGAGAGAUUCGAAGGUCCUGAAAUCCUCUUCACCCCGCAAUUACUACAGCAAAAACCUGCGCCAUUGUCUAUUCAGGAAACGAUCUACCAUACAAUACGUAAAUGUGAUGCAGAAAUUCGCAAAAUGUUAUAUGAGAAUAUGGUUCUAACGGGAGGGAGUUCAAUGUUCGCUAAUUUCGGCCCUCGUUUGAUAAAGUGUCUGAAAGUAUUGUCACCGUCUCAAACCAAGAUUAAAAUGGACGACACCCAUGUGGGUGGGCGGUACAUGGCCUGGGCUGGAGGAUGUUUGUUGGCUCACACCCAAUCGAAUAUCCCGUGGAUUACAAAUCAUGAUUAUUGCGAGCACGGAGCUGCCAUAGUCCACAAAAUGGGUACAUACGAGCCUCAGAAUUGA